Messenger RNA from Clonostachys byssicola, 1386 nucleotides. NCBI's taxonomy places the organism in Eukaryota, Fungi, Ascomycota, Sordariomycetes, Hypocreales, Bionectriaceae. The record is from the annotation of a GenBank genome assembly.
AUGGCUGAGAAGUUCGAACACGAGCCGAUGAAUCGAUAUCCCGAUUCAGGACUGUCCCUCCUGAUAGUAGGGGGAGGGAUCGCAGGCCUCGCCUUCGCUAUCGAAGCUCACCGUAAGGGACACAGCGUCCGAGUGAUAGAACGACGGCCGUCGUUUGACGACUUUGGUGACCUCAUAGCCAUUCAGACACCUGCGCUCCACACUCCUAAGCAAUGGCCCGGCUUUAUGGAACGCCUCAGAGCAUCCAGCUUCACUCCACGGACAGUCAUCAAGAAAUACGACGGUUCCCUCGUUGGGACGUUUCCGCUGGGCACUCCCGAUGAUCCAACUCUAGUGUUCAAUAGAUUCGAAUUUCACAACAUACUUGAGGAAUAUGCCCGAUCGUUGGAUAUUCCUAUCGAAUUCUCGUCAAAUGCUGUUGCCUACUUCGAGUCCGAUGAAAAAGGGGGAGUAGAAUUGUCAGAUGGCUCAAAACUGGAGGCUGACAUCGUAGUGGCUGCGGAUGGAGUCGGCUCUAAAUCGUGGAAACUCAUCUUGGGGGAAAAGAAUGAACCGGUCAGCUCCGGCUACGCUCUCUACCGUGUCAGUUUUCCGGUCGGUCCAGCAAUGGAAAAUCCCAUCAUCGCGAAAGAGUUUGAGGGCUAUGCAGACCGAGUGUCGGUGCAUGUCGGCCCAGAUGCACACGUUGUGAUCGGCAAAUCCGAGAAAGAAGUAUGUUGGGUAUUGACCCACAAAGAUGACGGGAGUGCAAACGAAGAGUGGACAAAGACGGCGUCUAGUGAUAAAGCUGUAGAGCUGGUCAAGGGUUGGACACCCUUCCUAACGGAGCUUAUCAAUGCUACCCCUGGACAUGCGGUUACAGACUGGAAGUUGAUGUGGCGCAAUCCACAGUCCAGAUGGGCAUCACCAAUGGGUCGAGUUAUCCAGAUAGGGGAUUCGGCACAUUCAUUUCUCCCAACAUCCGGCAGUGGGGCGACCAUGGCUCUGGAAGAUGCAUACUCAUUGGCAUCUUGCCUUCAGCUCUCUGGGAAACAAGCUGCUCCGCUUGGAAUCAAAGUCCACAAUCAUCUCAGGUUCGAGCGAGUGGACUGCGCACAGAAAACGGGUUUCAGAAGACGUGAAGCGUUUCACAAGACGGAUUGGGAGGCUGUUGCAAAGAACCCCGAUAUCCUAGGAAAGGCAGUUGGGGAUUGGGUUUUGAAUCACGAUCCGGAGAAGUAUGUGUAUGAGAAUUAUGGCAAUUGCGUGAACUUUCUUGUUGCUGGUGCUCCGUUCAAAAAUACGAAUGGCGUACCAGGCUAUGAGUAUAAACCUUGGACGGUUCAAGAGCUUCUAGAAGCCUCAGAACGUGGAGUUCCUACUGUGGAUGAAGGUGAUUGGUCCUGA